AUGGUGACAUUGCAUACAUGCAUAGUUGCUUUCAUCGGCGUCUUAGGAGUCUGCAUCCAACUCAAGUUUCCAAAUGUGUCUCCAUAUGCGACCUCCUACGGCGCUGUGAUGAUGGACCUCUUCAUUAUUGAAACAUGCUUUUACUUCGUCUCUCUAGUUGUGAUGGGAAUCCAAGCUGCUAGCAAUAAUACAGAUAUGGAAGAUCUGAUGAACAAAAUUAGCCUCUUACUUGGAAGUCUCUCCCUGAUUUUAGAGUUGCUUGUUCUUAUUUCACCUUUUGGAUGGAUCGUACUCUUCUUCUGGGGCAUCUGCCUUGUAUGCUUCGUGCGUAAGUAUUACCGGUCUCUGGAAACACACUACCAAAAUGCAGCUGCACAUGUUGUUACACACUUUGGAGAAUUGAAACAGAAGCUGGUUAAUUUGAAAUGCCGCUUGAUGGACAUCAUCAUAAGGAAUGACGGGCGCAUGACUGAGCAUGAAUCCCACAACCAGAACCGCACCAAUGAGGCACCUUCGUACCAGUACUUUGAGGAGAAGCUGAUCGUCAUCAAUGGCCAAUUGAAGGAAUUGAGUGCAGUUGCAGCACUUCGUGGAAACAGAGACAUGAAAAUUGACGGGGGUGUGCUGCUAUCUCGAAACAAGGACUUCUUGGUCUUCUAUAGGGGAAAGAAUUUUUUGUCUGCAGAAGUCACUGAAGCAUUAGUGGAAAGGGAGAGAUUGGCAAAAUCCCUUCAAGAUGAAGAGGAACAGGCCAGGUUGAGAGCAUCAGCGAUGGUUAUGCCAAGUGUUGAACCAGCUCAACAUUUUGGUACAGCUGGUACACUUGGGGAGACUCUGGAUGCAGAUGCUAAGUGGGGAAAGAGGUUGGAUGUUCAUCAUAAGGAGAAGGUGACGCAAGAAGCAGGAAUAUUGAGGCAUGCCAAUCUGGUUAGAAAGCUUGAACAGAAGCUUGCCUUUGCUGAACGAAAGCUCAUGAGAGCUGAACAAGCCUUAUCUAAGGUAGAGGAGUCAUUGAAACCAUCGAAGCAGCAAGCAGACCCAGAAAGCAUUACUGAUGAGGAGAGGUUUAUGUUUCGUAAGCUUGGUUUGAAGAUGAAAGCUUUCCUACUACUUGGUAGACGUGGAGUUUUUGAUGGUACAGUGGAGAACAUGCAUUUGCACUGGAAGUACUGUGAAUUGGUCAAGAUAAUGGUAAAUGCUAAAACUUUUGAUCAAGUAAAAAAAAAUUGCAUUAGCACUUGAAGCUGAAAGUGGAGGUGUCUUGGUUUCAGUAGACAAAGUCUCCAAAAAAUAUGCUAUAAUUGUGUACCGGGGAAAUGACUAUCAGCGACCUUCUACGUUGAGACCAAAGAAUCUUUUGACCAAAAGGAAAGCUUUGGCACGUUCUAUUGAGCUUCAAAGGCAGGAGGCUCUUCUGAAACAUAUUGCAGCUGUGCAGAGUAGGGUGGAUAGACUGAGAUCUGAAAUUG
Molecule: messenger RNA, 1469 nt
Organism: Rosa rugosa (rugosa rose)
Lineage: Eukaryota; Viridiplantae; Streptophyta; Magnoliopsida; Rosales; Rosaceae
Exons: 6
Coding region: 1-1242 (413 amino acids)
Biological process (GO): RNA splicing, via transesterification reactions
Molecular function (GO): mRNA binding
Source: RefSeq, a predicted model, not a curated record